AUGCCUCCUUCCAACUACUUAGCGAUUCUCCCACUUUUCUUCUUCCUCUUUAGUUCCUUAUUCUUCCCAACAAAAUCAACGCCAAUUUACAGUUCCCAUGUAUGCACAGACUCUAACAAAUACCAACCAAACACCACAUUCCAAACCAACCUCAGCCUCCUCCUCUAUUCCCUGUCUUCCAACGCCACUCAAGGCACCCAAUUCUACAAAACAACAAUUGGCAGGGACACCCCCAACGCCGUCAGAGGCCUAUUCCUCUGCCGCGGCGACACCCUUGCCACCGCGUGCCACCACUGCGUCACCACCGCAGCAGCGGACCUAAAACACCGGUGCCCUGCUGAGAAAGAGGCCAUAAUCUGGUACGACGUUUGUAUGGUUCGCUAUUCCAACCAAAACCUCAAUAGCAUCGUACCCGGAGUGGACAUGUCUGAUUCCAAAAACGUGACUAGCAUUAACCUUGAUCGAUUCAACGAGUUGCUCGCGGGAUUGCUGAAUUCUCUGGCAACGAAAGCUACGAAUUCGGCAGAUGUGAAAUUUGCGACAGGGGAAGUGAACCUCACGAGUUCGGUGACCCUUUAUGGGUUAGUGCAGUGCACGCCAGAGUUGUCCUUGUUCAAUUGCAACAUGUGUUUCAGAAGUGCCAUUGCGUAUAUUCCGAAUUGCUGUGAUGGGAAACGAGGGGCAAGAGUGUUGCUUCCAGGAUGCAAUAUCAGAUAUGAGGUGUAUCCAUUUUACAACAGCACUAACACAUUGGCCCCACCGCUUGUGAAGUCUCGUCCUUCAGGAAGGAGUCGUGUUGAAGUGAUUCUUACAUUCUUUAUCCCUGUUGUUGCUGCAAUGGUGCUUUUCACUUUUGGGAUAUUUACUGUCAUGAGAAAGCAAGCAAAGAGUGUGAUACAAUUAUGGAAGGAAACGAAUUAUUCUGAGGUGUAG
This is a messenger RNA of Sphenostylis stenocarpa, 933 nucleotides long. NCBI's taxonomy places the organism in Eukaryota, Viridiplantae, Streptophyta, Magnoliopsida, Fabales, Fabaceae. The record is from the annotation of a GenBank genome assembly.